Fonsecaea erecta is the source of this 1077-nucleotide messenger RNA. RefSeq lists its product as hypothetical. The coding region runs from base 1 to 1077 and encodes 358 amino acids. The transcript has 2 exons. Gene Ontology annotation, cellular component: cytoplasm; ubiquitin ligase complex. Lineage: Eukaryota; Fungi; Ascomycota; Eurotiomycetes; Chaetothyriales; Herpotrichiellaceae. Gene Ontology annotation, biological process: ubiquitin-dependent protein catabolic process; positive regulation of proteasomal ubiquitin-dependent protein catabolic process; protein polyubiquitination. Gene Ontology annotation, molecular function: ubiquitin protein ligase activity; zinc ion binding; ubiquitin conjugating enzyme binding. The record is from RefSeq and is a predicted model, not a curated record.
AUGGAGAUAUCAAUCCACAAUCCCUCGUUGGCCGACGAGAUCUACGCCCUCAACGCCAUCUACGGGGAGGGUCUGAUCGGCGCGACCUUUUCCGACACGCACCACACGACCGUGUCCAUCAGACUGCCCGGCCUCGACUAUUCGUUUCUGCUCCGCGUUCUCAACGAUUAUCCCCAGUCAUCCCCGCAGGUCCUCGGGGUCGACAGCCUCGUGGAGAGCACGAAGCAAGACGUCCAACAGAACGCCGUCUACCUGGGCGCCUGUGUCCAGGCGGUGCAUUACCCCGAGACCGUCUGUCUGUACGACGCCAUCGAGGAGUUCAAGACCGUGCACAGAGCCCUGCAAGCCCACUUCGGACAAUCUGGAGAUACGGAAGAGGACGCCCAGCACAAGUCGGCGAGGAGGGCCGCGAUCCUGAAAAACUUGGCUGUGCGAGCCAAGUUGAAGGCGGAGACGAGGGGGCGCCAGGAAAGUGGCACGACGGAUGCGCCGCUCGAUGUCGUCGACUGUGUGGUUUGUAUGGACCCGUUUUUCAGGGUCGACGUCGUGACCUUGAAGUGUCGCCAUUCAUUCUGUCUCGAGUGCCUCCGGGAUGGUCUGCAGAACAUGUUUAAGACGCGACACGAGCUGACGUGCUGUGGCCAGAGCGUGCCACUCAAAGCGAUACGCGAACACGGGGGGCUGGACCCUGCAUUGCUCGAAGUGUUGACCCUCUGGCUCCAAGAACUGCAUACGGCGAACCCGGUCUACUGUCCGUGGGAGGACUGCCUGGCGUACAUUCCCAGCUUCUUGGUCAUGCAAGACUACGCCAGAUGCCACCUCUGCAAGAGGAGGAUGUGCAUGGGCUGCCGGGGCAAAGAACACGGUGGGCUCUGCAAGCGCGACCACAAGCUGCGGGCGCUCGUCGUCAAGGAGAAAUGGAAAUUCUGCCCGUGGUGCGGACAUCUCGUGGAGAGGAGGGAGGGAUGCAACCAUAUGACUUGCGUCUGCUCCGCCCAGUUCUGCUACCGCUGUGGGAAGAUUUGGGGGCGAGGCACGGCAGCCUGCGAUUGUGGUCUUUUUGGACCACUCGACUAA